Pyrus x bretschneideri (Chinese white pear) is the source of this 2837-nucleotide messenger RNA. RefSeq names its product auxin response factor 9. The coding region runs from base 334 to 2397 and encodes 687 amino acids. Lineage: Eukaryota; Viridiplantae; Streptophyta; Magnoliopsida; Rosales; Rosaceae. The transcript is spliced from 14 exons. Gene Ontology annotation, molecular function: protein binding; DNA binding. Gene Ontology annotation, cellular component: nucleus. Gene Ontology annotation, biological process: response to hormone; regulation of DNA-templated transcription. The record is from RefSeq and is a predicted model, not a curated record.
UAACGGUUUGGUGGUUUCGGCGUAACGGUUCUUAUCGAUCAGCGAUCGUUACACGAAGAGUGUGUGAAGCGAGAAAGAGUGGAAGUGGUGGGAGCUUUGUGUGAUUAAAAUCGUAUUAACGGCUCAUUAAGGAGUCAUUAGUGUGCUUAAUUAUAUCUAUACAUUCAGCUCAGCUAUGUCUGCUUAGACCGAAGAGAGAGAGAGAGAAAGAGAGAGAGAGAGAGACACAGACAGAGACAGCGACAGAGAGAGAGAAUCAGAAUCGAGAGAUUAUCUGAGCUUUUGUUGUGGCAAUUGUGAAAUUUGUUGACUCGGGAGGGUACGACUUCAACGAUGGCGAAUCGGGAAGGCGGCGAUCUGUAUCCGGAGCUAUGGAAGGCCUGCGCGGGCCCACUAGUCGAUGUGCCUCGCGUCCAGGAGAGAGUCUUCUACUUUCCACAGGGGCACAUGGAACAACUGGAGGCGUCAACACCAACAAAUCAGGAACUGAAUCAAGGGAUUCCGCAGUUCAAUCUUCCCCCGAAGAUUAUUUGCCGCGUUGUUAACGUGACCCUAUUGGCUGAGCAGGAAACAGAUGAGGUUUAUGCACAGAUUACUUUAAUCCCGGAUGCAAAUCAAACGGAGCCUACUAGUCCUGAUCCAUGCCUUCCAGAACCUCAAAAACCUGCAGUUCACUCAUUCUGCAAGGUCUUAACUGCCUCUGAUACAAGCACCCAUGGCGGGUUUUCUGUUCUCCGGAAACACGCCACUGAAUGCCUUCCUGCACUGGACAUGACCCAGGCAACCCCAACUCAGGAAUUGGUUGCCAAGGAUCUUCAUGGUUACGAGUGGCGAUUUAAGCAUAUUUUCAGAGGUCAACCACGGAGGCACUUGCUUACAACGGGAUGGAGUACUUUUGUCACCUCCAAGAGAUUAAGUGCCGGGGAUUCCUUUGUAUUUCUCAGAGGGGGCAACGGGGAGUUACGUGUUGGAGUUAGACGUCUUGCUCGUCAACAAAGCAGCAUGCCAUCAUCAGUGAUCUCGAGUCAAAGCAUGCACGUAGGGGUUCUCGCAACUGCAUCUCAUGCAGUUGCAACCCAAACUCUUUUUGUCGUGUACUAUAAGCCAAGGACAAGUCAGUUCAUUAUCGGUUUGAACAAGUAUUUGGAGGCUGUCAACAAUAAGUUUUCAGUCGGAAUGAGGUUCAAAAUGAGGUUUGAGGGGGAGGAUGCUCCUGAGAGAAGGUUUUCAGGCACAAUAGUUGGUCUUGAAGAUAUAUCUCCUCACUGGGCAGAUUCAAAAUGGCGGUCACUUAAAGUUCACUGGGAUGAGUCUGCAUCCAUUCCAAGGCCUGAUAGGGUAUCGCCUUGGGAGAUUGAACCUUUUGUGGCGUCUGUAAUUCCGAGCCUUCCUCAACCAUCUGUUGUGGUGAAGAACAAAAGGCCCCGACCACCCACUGAAAUCCCAGCUCUAGAUGCAAUGAGUUCAACAGGGUCAGCUACGUGGAAUUCUGUGCUGACACAGCCCCAUGAUAUGUCAACACUGAGUGUCGCUGCUGAAGGCAAAAGAAGUGAAAAUCAUGUUGUAUGGCAUCAUCAACAGGCUGACGUGAUCAGCAAUAACAACUCUGUUCCAAGGACUCAGACUGAUGGGGGAUGGUUGUCUUCUCAGGCAGGUGGUUCUCCGCACAUGUUCCAGGAAACAAUGGAGGAUAGUAAAAGUGUUUCUGCUUGGCCUGUUUUCUCUGGAUAUUCAACUCCAAACUCAUCAAAGCCUAAAAAUGACUCAAUGUUUGACCAUGUUGAAAAAGAGAAGAAAACUGAGAUGGGUACUAGUUGCCGAAUUUUUGGUAUAGACUUUACUAGUCAUUCGACAUGCUUCCCUGUCAUGGAGAAGGCACCUGCACAACCAAUCAGUGGAUCUACUGGAACCACUGAAGGACGUGUUAGUAACAAGUUAGCUGCUGAGUCAGACCAGAAAUCUAACCUUUCAAAGGCUUCUAAAGAAAGCAAACCUGGACAGUUGCAAGUAUCACCUAAGGAGACACAAAGCAAGCAGAGUUGCUCUACUUCCGCCAGAAGUCGCACCAAGGUGCUCACAGUUCAAAUGCAGGGGAUAGCUGUUGGCCGAGCAGUGGACUUGACGAUGUUGGAAGGAUAUGAUCAGCUUAUAGAUGAACUGGAGGAGAUGUUUGACAUUAAGGGACAGAUUCGCCCCGGCAACAUGUGGCAAAUUGUCUUUACUGAUAAUGAAGGAGAUAUGAUGCUUAUGGGCGAUGACCCAUGGUCGGAGUUCUGUGACAUGGUGAAAAGGAUCUUUAUUUGUUCGAGUCAAGACGUGAAGAAAAUCAGCGCAGGCUGCGAACUUCCAAUGUCGUCACUAGAAGUCGAAGGGGGGACGGUCAUCAGCUCGGACUAACAUCGGUCAGGUUGUUGAUUUUUUAAAUACGUGUUGGUUUUGUUGAUUUUCGGGGCAGGUCUUUUGGUCGUUUGUUUGUGGAGGGAGGGAGGGAGGGAAGACUUGAUUUUUGGGCAAAAAGGAGGAAGAGAAGAUUGAAGUUGGAAGCAGGAGGAGAAGAGGACAUCGGCUAAUUGGUAGCUCGUUUUUUAGAGCUAGCUAGACUACAUUUGACUGGAAAUUGAAAAAAGGUGCAAUGGCAAUUAUGUCAUUGUCCUGUGUUUGGUAGUGGGUAGGAUUAGGAAUCUGUGAAUAUUCAUUGUGGUGGGUCGUCGGAGUUGGGUGUUUUUAGGGUAUCUUGUUCCAUAUGAUGCUGUUGUAAAUAUAUGUACUUUUGGCAGUGAAAUGUUUUGGUGGAUAGUGUUGGGAAAUUUGGAAAAGUAGUCAAAAUUUGGAUCUCA